Vitis riparia (riverbank grape) is the source of this 1694-nucleotide messenger RNA. Its product is annotated as probable glycosyltransferase At5g03795. NCBI's taxonomy places the organism in Eukaryota, Viridiplantae, Streptophyta, Magnoliopsida, Vitales, Vitaceae. The record is from RefSeq and is a predicted model, not a curated record. Gene Ontology annotation, molecular function: glycosyltransferase activity. Bases 259 to 1509 code for a protein of 416 amino acids. The transcript has 6 exons.
UGGAAAAAGUGAAGAGUGUAGUGGAGGGGAAGAGGUCUGAACAGAAAGGACAGCUUGUUUCGUGAUCUCGAAUAGAUCUUGCAAGAAAAUUGAAAUUUUCAUUUUUUUUUUAAUGUCCGAAACUUAUGAGUAAUUUUUUUUUUUUAAUAAUUUCGGGGCUUAUUGGAUCACUUGAGAUCUGAAUAGCAGAAGAGCACCAAUCUCAGGCCCCUCUCUAACUCUAAUGCUAGCCCUCUCCGCCGGGAGACACAUUGGGUAAUGACGGCGGUGAAGUCUCCUCAACAAGCAGUGGCUUCCUCAACGCUCUGUUCCAUCCAUGGAUCUCUCCUCACUCUGGCCACCCUAACCCUAAUCUCAUUUACCUACAUUUCCCUCAAAUCCCUCCACUCUCCUUUUCAUGACCCUUCCUUCAAUUCCUCGCCUCCUCCUCAGGUGAUUAGCCGAGUGGAACAUUUGGUUGAGGAGGAGGAUUCGCCAUUUUCGGAUGUUUAUCAUUCGCCGGAGAUUUUUAGGUUGAAUUAUAGGGAGAUGGAGAAGAAUUUCAAGGUGUAUAUAUAUCCUGAUGGGGAUCCCAAUACGUUUUACCAGACGCCCAGGAAGCUCACCGGCAAGUACGCCAGCGAGGGUUACUUCUUCCAGAAUAUUCGAGAUAGUCGAUUCCGUACGAAUGAUCCGGAUCAGGCUCACCUCUUCUUCAUUCCGAUCUCGUGUCAUAAGAUGCGAGGGAAGGGCACAUCAUAUGAGAACAUGACUGUAAUUGUCCAGAAUUAUGUGGAGAGCUUAAUAUCCAAGUAUCCUUACUGGAAUAGAACCCUGGGUGCUGAUCAUUUUUUUGUUACUUGUCAUGAUGUUGGUGUGAGGGCAACUGAAGGAGUUCCAUUUCUGGUAAAGAAUUCAAUUCGAGUUGUGUGCUCUCCAAGUUAUGAUGUUGGAUUCAUUCCGCACAAAGAUGUUGCUCUCCCUCAAGUAUUGCAACCUUUUGCUCUUCCUGCUGGAGGAAAUGAUAUAGAAAACAGGACAACUCUUGGCUUUUGGGCUGGUCAUCGGAACUCCAAAAUUAGAGUUAUACUAGCACGUGUAUGGGAGAAUGACACUGAACUUGACAUUAUGAACAACAGAAUAAAUAGAGCUGCUGGAGAGCUUCUAUAUCAAAAAAGAUUUUACAGGACUAAGUUCUGCAUAUGCCCAGGAGGUUCCCAGGUCAACAGUGCUCGCAUAGCAGAUUCAAUCCAUUAUGGAUGUGUUCCUGUGAUAUUGUCCAAUUAUUAUGACCUGCCAUUUAAUGACAUCCUUGAUUGGCGAAAAUUUUCGGUUGUACUCAAGGAGCUUGAUGUAUACCAGCUUAAACAAAUCCUCAAGGACAUACCUGAUGCAGACUUUGUUGCACUGCAUAACAACUUGGUCCAGGUCCAGAAGCACUUCCAAUGGAAUUCACCUCCCAUCAGAUAUGAUGCAUUCCAUAUGAUCAUGUAUGAGCUCUGGUUGCGCCACCAAGUGAUUAAGUAUUGAUAUAAUGAAUAUAAUUCUGGUCCCUUGAUGCCAACUAAUAUCUUGUAAAUUGACAUAAUUCUUCUGUCAAAAUCUUUGUGUUCUAAGUAUUGAUAGGUCAAUUUUAUAGUUUUCUUUUUUCUGUGUAAUCAUUCUUUUUGCAAUAACCUCUCUGCCAAAAAGGAAAAAAAGGUUCUGCUAUGUUA